AUGAGGAACAGGAGGUGUUGGAUGCCAGAAAUCAAAAGUGAAGAAAUUAGGCAAGCCUUGGGUUCCUAUCACUGUAAACAUGCCAGAAAUGACGGAGAAUGAGACUCCUACAAAAAAACAGCACAGAAAGAAAAACCGGGAGACACACAAUGCAGUGGAGAGGCAUAGAAAGAAGAAAAUCAAUGCUGGGAUAAACAGAAUAGGAGAGCUGAUCCCAUGCUCACCCGCACUGAAGCAGAGCAAGAAUAUGAUUCUGGACCAAGCUUUUAAAUAUAUCACAGAAUUGAAAAGGCAAAAUGAUGAGCUCCUACUUAAUGGAGGAAACAAUGAACAAGCGGAAGAAAUUAAAAAGCUUCGUAAACAACUGGAAGAAAUUCAAAAGGAAAAUGGCCGAUAUAUUGAAUUAUUGAAAGCAAAUGACAUAUGCCUCUAUGAUGACCCCACAAUCCACUGGAAAGGAAAUCUUAAAAACUCAAAGGUCUCUGUUGUUAUUCCCAGUGACCAGGUUCAAAAAAAUAUCAUUGUUUAUUCCAAUGGGAGUCAGCCUGGUGGAAAUGGCCAGGGAACAGCUGUUCAGGGGAUCACCUUUAAUGUUGGUCAUAAUUUACAAAAGCAAACUGCCAAUGUGGUGCCUGUACAGAGGACUUGCAAUCUUGUGACUCCUGUGUCUAUUUCUGGAGUUUACCCUUCUGAAAACAAGCCAUGGCACCAGACCACAGUUUCUGCAUUGGCUGCCAACCAGCCUGUUCCUCUUUGUCUUCCUGCUACCAUUUCUACUCAGAAUAUUCUUGAACUUUCCACCUCUGAAAGUGAAUCGAGUCUGCUUGGUGCCACCAGUGGCUCACUGAUUGCUGUUCCUGUUGGGCCUGAGACUCACCAACAUCGCUCCUUGCAUACAUCUCCAAAUGAUCAAAAUUCCCCUGAAAAUAAGAAUGGGCAAGAGAGUCCCAAAUUAUUGCAGAAGACAAUUCCUGGUGCCACAAGCACUGCCUCCAGCUCCUCAGUAACCACCACUAAAGGCAAGCCCUGCCUGAGUGCCCAGGACCUCAGAAGUGAUUUUCAAACCACUUUUGUUGUUUCAGUCACCUCCACAGUCUGCUCCCAGCCUCCCAGAUCUGCAGGCAAUUCUUGUCCAGCAAACAGUAGCAAGGGGGUAGACUCUACAAGUGUUACCACAGUGGUGCCAUCUGCCCCCGGAGGAGGAAAGGUCACCACUCCUGUAAGCACUCUUUCUGCAAACCCUUUGGACAGUGGUUGGACCCUCUCAUGUUCUUUGCCUUCUUCAGCUGUUAGUGCUUCAGAACUGAAAAACAUUAAUAGCCUUACUCGAAUUUCGUCAGCUGGCAACACACAGACAACAUGGACUACUUUGCAACUGGCAGGAAACACUAUUCAGCCCUUAAGCCAGACAUCAUCUUCAGCUGUGACUCCAGUAUUAAACGAGUCUGGGACUAGUCCCACCACAAGCAACCACAGUCGACAUGUGGCUACAAGUGUCACCUUGAAUAAUUCCUUUCCAGCAGAUGGGCAAUCAGUUGAGCAAGUAGUUGUAACCUUGCCUUCCUGUCCACCUUUACCUAUGCAGCCACUAAUUGCCCAGCCACAAGUUAAAUCUCAGCCUCCGAAAAAUAUCCUUCCAUUGAAUUCAGCAAUGCAGGUAAUUCAGAUGGCUCAGCCAGUUGGGCCAGCUGUGAAUGCAGCUCCAGCUAAUCAAAAUGUUAUUAUUCUUCAGCCACCCAGCACCACCCCGUGCCCAACAGUGAUGAGGGCAGAGGUGCCCAACCAAACAGUAGGUCAACAAAUAGUAAUCAUACAAGCAGCUAAUCAGAAUCCUUUGCCAAUCCUCUCUGCUCCGCCUCCUGCAUCUGUUCGACUCCCUGUCAAUGGAGCCAAUGCUAUAAUAGGGUGUAAUAAUUCAGUGCAAAGUGUUUCGACCCCACAAACUUUUGGAGGAAAGCAUCUUGUCCACAUAUUACCAAGACCUUCAUCCUUAUCAACGUCUAAUUCAACCCAAACCUUUUCUGUUACCAUGUCAAACCAACAACAGCCUCAAACCAUAUCUUUGAAUGGACAGCUCUUUGCUUUGCAGCCUGUGAUGUCUUCAUCAGGAACUACAAAUCAAACUCCUAUGCAAAUUAUUCAGCCCACCACCAGCGAAGAUCCAAAUACCAAUGUUGCCCUAAAUACAUUUGGUGCAUUGGCCAGCCUCAAUCAAAGCAUAUCACAGAUGGCUGGGCAAAGCUGUGUACAACUGUCUAUUAGCCAGCCUGCCAAUCCUCACACUGCCGCAAAUAGUCAGACCACCCCAGUUAACUGUGUUUCAUUGACAACAACUGUAGCAUCUCCCAUGACAGCAGAUAAUUCAGCCACACUACCUAGUAAUUACAACCUUGUGACUACUUCCUCAGUGAACACUGUAGCUCCUUUGUCUAACACAAAACCUAAAAGAUUGAAUAAGAAGCCAGGUGCCAAGAAACACUUAGUGGCAAAUAAGUCAACAAGCCCCCUGACUCCAGUCAGAGAGGUGGGCAAGUUAGACUGCCCCAGCACAGAAGGCUCAGCAGAGCCGGCAUGUAAUGAAGGACUGCUGGAAAGCCUCCCCGCUGUGUUACCAUCUGCCACAAUAUCUCAGGCAAAUGGUGUAAGUGCUUCUGGUUCACAUUCUUUGGGUGUUCUGAAUUCCGAAUCGGUGAUACCUGAGUCUGUAUCCAAAUCAAAAUCAGCACAAGAGUCUAGCUCACCCUCCCAAGAAGCUGUAUCAAGUGAACAUUUUGCAGCAGCCUCAGAAAAAUCCAAAGAUUCUGAUCCUACUUUGCAACGAGAGACAUCUCAGGAUAAGCCCCCAACUGAUUUGGCAUUCUCAGAUACCGCCAAAUCCUGCACUUCUGCCAAUGUGUUGGUUCCAUCUCCAAGUGAGCCCCAUGUUUUGGCUUCUCAGGUUUCUGGUUUGUCAUCUACCACAAGCACUACAAGCACUGACUGUGUUUCUGAGGUAGAAAUCAUUGCCGAGCCUCGCAUGGUUGAACAAGACUCAUCAAAUGCAAUGCAAACUACAAGCCUCUUAAAGGGACAGGGCCUAAGUGCUUUGCUCUCUGGCCUGUCUAAAGAAAAAGAGCCUCAGAAAUCAUCUCUUUCAGUCCAGGUGGACCAUCCUGAAUUUUCUUCAGAAAAUUCUAAAAUAGCUGAUUCGAGUGUUGACUUACAUCCAAAACGGGAGCUAUUACUGAUGAGCAGUGAUGAUAGAGACUUGGGGCAACAUCAUUCCUGCAUUCCUGACCAGGAGAUUAUUAGUGGUUCUUUGCUCACCAGUAGGCAGGCUGACUCUCCCAUGUCAACCAGCUCUGGCAGUAGUCGGAGUUUCUCUGUUGCAUCCAUGCUUCCUGAAACAACCAGAGAGGAUGUGACCAGCAGCGCAACAACUAAUACGUGUGACAGCUGUACCUUUGUAGAACAAACUGAUAUAGUUGCUCUUGCAGCAAGAGCUAUUUUUGACCAGGAGAACCUUGAGAAGGGAAGAGCUGGCAUCCAGGCUGAUAUAAGGGAAGUUACUGCCAAGCCUACUGAAGCAUCAUCUUUAGAGGGUGACCAGACUUCUUUAGACCAGAUAUCUAAAGAGAAUGGCCCAGGGCAGGCAGAAGCAACAUCAAAUGAAUUUAAUUCACAGGAUUCAGUUGAAGCAGCUGCAGAGAGGCCCCUGGAGAAACCAAGUUGUUCUAUUGGAAUUAAAACAUCAAAUGCCUCUUUACAGGUUUCGACUUCUCAACCACCAAGCAUCACCAGUUUAAGUGUCAAUAAUCUUAUCCAUCAGAAUAGCAUCAGCCAUCCUCUGGUCAGCUGUGCUGGUUUAUCCCAAACUUCAGAGCAAACAGUUGUUCCUGCAACAGUUAAUCUGACUGUUUCAUCUAACUCCUAUGCCAGUCAGCCUCCUGGACCAUCUCUGAUGACAGAUUAUUCCCAAGAACAGCUAAACACUAUGACUGGGACGAUACCAAAUUCACAGAUUCAGGAACCACUCUUAAAGCCAAGUCAUGAAAGUCGUAAAGACUCCACCAAGCGUGCUGUCCAAGAGGACCUUUUACUGUCUUCAGCUAAACGUCAGAAGCACUGUCAGCCAGCCCCACUCCGCCUGGAAAAUAUGCCCUUGAUGAACCAAACUCCAGAUAGCAUUUCUGAUCAAACUCAAAUGUUGGUUAGUCAGAUCCCUCCAAACUCUUCAAACUCAGCUGGGCCUAUUAGCAACCCAGCACAUGGAGAUGGCCUGACACGCUUAUUUCCCCCCAGUAACAACUUUGUGGCCCCUGCUCUGAGGCAAACUGAAGUUCAAUGCAGUUCUCAGCCUUCUGUUGCUGAGCAGCAGCAAAACCAGGCCAGUCAACACCUGCAGGCCCUGCAACAGCAUGUUCCAGCUCAAGGAGUAUCUCACCUUCACAGUAACCAUCUUUACUUAAAGCAGCAGCAGCAGCAACAGCAGCAGCAGCAGCAGCAGCAACAACAACAAGCAGGGCAGUUACGGGAGAGGCAUCACUUAUAUCAACUGCAGCAUCACGUACCUCAUGCAGAGAGCUCUGUCCACUCUCAGUCCCAUAAUGUCCACCAACAGAGGAAUCUGCAACAGGAAGUGCAGAUGCAGAAAAAGAGGAGUCUUGUUCAGGGCACUCCAGCCUCUCAGCUUUCCUUACAGCCGAAGCACCAUGGAACUGACCAAUCCCGACCCAAGAGUGGCCAGCCACAUCCCCACCAUCAGCAGAUGCAGCAGCAGAUGCAGCAACACUUUGGAAGCUCCCAGCCAGAGAAGAGCUGUGAAAACCCUUCAACUAGCCGGAACCACCAUCCCCAUCCCCAGAACCAUCUCAGUCAAGACAUUAUGCACCAGCAGCAGGACAUUGGUAGCAGGCAGCAAGGUUCAGGGGUAUCUUCUGAACAUGUGUCUGGACAUAACCCACUGCAGAGACUUUUGACAUCAAGGGGCAUAGAGCAGCAAAUGGUGUCCCAGCCAACUAUUGUGACCAGACCUUCAGAUAUGACCUGCACUCCACACAGGCCAGAGAGAAAUCGCGUUUCAAGUUACUCUGCUGAGGCACUGAUUGGAAAGACAUCCUCUAAUUCAGAGCAGAGAAUGGGUUUAUCGAUUCAGGGUUCCAGAGUGACAGAUCAACUUGAAAUGAGAAGCUAUCUCGAGGUCCCCAGGAACAAGAGUCUGGCCAUUCAUAAUAUGCAAGCCCGUGUGGACCACACGGUUGUUUCUGAUAUUCGUCUUUCUGAUUGUCAGACAUUUAAGCCAAGUGGAGCCAGUCAGCAGUCUCAGAGUAAUUUUGAAGUACAAUCCUCAAGAAAUAAUGAAAUAGGCAAUGCCGUACCAUCACUGAGGAGCAUGCAGUCCCAGGCUUUUCGAAUUAGUCAAAACCCUGGUCCCACACCCAUCGACCGUCAGAAGAGAUUACCUUAUCCCCCAGUUCAGAGCUUACCAACAGGAAAUGCUAUCCCACCGAGGGACAGUGAAAACACAUGUCACCAAAGUUUCAUGCAGAGUUUACUUGCGCCGCACCUUGGUGAUCAAGUCAUUGGGAGCCAGAGGUCACUCUCAGAACAUCAGAGGAAUACACAGUGUGGGCCAUCCCCUGCAAUUGAAUACAGUUGUCCUCCACCUCAUGAAAGUGUACAUAUUAGAAGAGAGAGUGAGAAUCAGAACAGGGAAAGCUGUGACAUGAAUUUAGGUGCGAUUAACACCAGGACCAGCUCCUUGAAUAUUCCUUUUUCGAGUUCUUCUUCCUCAGGAGAUAUUCAAGGUCGAAACACAAGCCCCAAUGUUUCCAUACAGAAAUCCAAUCCCAUGCGGAUUACCGACAGUCAUGGUACCAAGGGCCAUAUGAACCCUCCAGCCACAACCAACAUGCAUGGGGUUGCCAGACCAGCUUUGCCACAUCCAUCUGUGUCACAUGGAAAUGCUGAUCCAGGGCCUCCUGUACGUCAGACAAGUUCUUCGGUUCCCCAGCGAUCGAGGCAUCCCUUGCAAGACAGCAGUGGUUCCAAAAUCCGUCAGCCUGAAAGGAAUCGUUCUGGAAACCAAAGACAUAGUAAUGUCUUUGAUCCAAGUCUUCCCCACCUCCCUCUGUCUACAAGUGGUAGUAUGAUUCUUGGACGCCAACAAGCCCCCACAGAGAAGAGAGGAAGUAUUGUCCGUUUCAUGCCAGAUAGCCCACAAGUACCUAAUGAUAAUUCAGCGCCCGAGCAGCAUACACUGUCACAAAAUUUUGGCUUUCCUUUUAUUCCUGAGGGUGGCAUGAAUCCACCAAUAAAUGCUAAUACUUCUUUCAUUCCACAGGUUACUCAGCCUAGUGCCACCCGAACUCCAGCCCUCAUCCCUGUAGAUCCCCAAAAUUCUCUACCCUCUUUCUAUCCCCCAUAUUCUCCUGCUCAUCCUACAUUGUCCAACGAUAUUUCAAUUCCCUAUUUUUCCAAUCAAAUGUUCUCAAAUCCUAGUACAGAGAAGGUGAACAGUGGAAGUUUAAAUAACCGAUUUGGAUCAAUUUUAUCACCUCCCAGACCUGUUGGUUUUGCACAACCAAGUUUUCCUCUUCUCCCUGAUAUGCCACCAAUGCACAUGACUAACUCUCACUUAUCUAAUUUUAAUAUGACAUCUUUGUUUCCAGAAAUAGCUACAGCUCUUCCUGAUGGCUCAGCAAUGUCACCUUUGCUUACAAUAGCAAACUCCUCUGCUUCUGACUCUUCCAAGCAGUCCUCAAACAGACCUGCCCACAACAUAAGCCAUAUUUUAGGUCAUGAUUGCAGUUCAGCUGUCUAAAUACCAAUAGACUAAACAUAAAUGUAAUGGGUGAGAUAAAAAUGCAUUUUUGUGUGUGCAUGCAUGCAUACGUGUACAUGAAGAGAGAA
Messenger RNA from Condylura cristata (star-nosed mole), 6891 nucleotides. It is a transcript of the gene USF3, whose product is annotated as KIAA2018 ortholog. The transcript has 6 exons. Gene Ontology annotation, molecular function: protein dimerization activity. The record is from RefSeq and is a predicted model, not a curated record. Lineage: Eukaryota; Metazoa; Chordata; Mammalia; Eulipotyphla; Talpidae. The coding region runs from base 80 to 6802 and encodes 2240 amino acids.